AGUAAUGUCAUCUUAAACAGAAUUAUCUGUUUUUUUUUUUUUUUCCCCCGAGCUCUGAUGGAAUUCAGAAGGAAUUUAACCAUGAGAAACCAUACGGUGGUGACAACAUUCAUUCUCGUAGGACUAACUGAUGAUCCAAACUGGCAAAGUGUGAUUUUUCUGUUUCUAUUUCUAACAUAUUUUUUGAGUGUCACUGGAAAUGUGACCAUUAUCCUGCUCACUUUACUGGAUUCCCACCUCAAAACACCGAUGUAUUCCUUCCUAAGGCAUUUUUCAUUUUUAGAAAUGUCAUUCACAUCCGUCUGCAUCCCUAGGUACCUGGUGAGCAUUGUGACUCUGGAUAACAGGAUUUCCUAUGAUGCAUGUGUGACACAAUUGUUUUUUGCCAUCUUCUUGGGUGCAUCAGAGUUUUUCCUGUUGGCAGCCAUGUCCUAUGACCGCUAUGUGGCCAUCUGCCAACCCCUUCACUAUGCAACAAUCAUGAGCAGCAAAGUCUGCACCCAGCUGGUCGUUACCUCCUGGGUGGCUGGGUUGUUAACCAUCUCUCCUGGACUUAUCAUGGGCUUGAGGUUGGAAUUCUGUGAUGCCAACAUUAUUGACCACUUUGGCUGUGACUAUUCUCCUCUCCUGAAACUCUCCUGCACAGACACACGGUCCAUAGAAUUGUUAAGUUUUAUUUUAGCCAUUGCCACACUCCUGAUUACACUGGCACUGGUGAUACUCUCCUAUGCAUAUAUUCUGAGAACAAUCCUGAAGAUCCCUUCUGCCCAGCAGAGGAAGAAGGCUUUUUCCACCUGUUCCUCCCACGUGAUAGUUGUCUCUAUCUCUUAUGGAAGCUGCAUUUUUAUGUACUUGAAACCUUCUGCAGAGGAAAGGGUAUCUUUAAACAAGGGGAUAGCAGUGCUCAACACUUCAAUUGCACCUCUCUUAAAUCCUUUUAUAUAUACCCUAAGAAAUAAACAGGUGAAACAAGCCCUGAAAGAUAUAAUUAAAAAACGUAUCUUUAUUGCCUUAAACAAAUAAUGCUGGCUUUUAUAAAAGAAUAACACUAAAACUUAUCGGGAAAAUGUGCCCUAUUCUGAUUACUCUUUUAGCUUAUUUCCUUUUUAUAUUAGGAUGGUUAUUAAAAUCACCCACAUAUUGCCAUUAUUUUUCAAUCUACCCCUGGCUUUUUAUUCCUUUUAAUGGUAUAAGCUGGAUCAAUGAUAUUCUAUUAUGCAUUGUUGGAAUCACUUUAUUCUUUCAACCUAAUUCUCUUAUUCAUCCUCUUAACAUUCCAGCAUGAACUUGUUUAGUAAAUCCAGUGCCUUCAUGUUUGCUUAGCACAGAGAUGCUGAGAUGUAGAUCAUUUGAGCACUCCGUAAGUGUUCCUUUACUUGAUUUAUAAAACAAAUAUUCCUUUCAUAUACCCAUCCCACUACAGCCUGUGUUGUUUUCCGAAGCAUAAUAAUGAACCCAAAUAGAAAUAUUUGUUUUAGGCUUAACAAAGGUACUUAAAAAACAUACACAAAUCUCUUGUUCUCGUUAGGUGCAACCGAAUUGGUUCAGACUCUUAGUGACCCUAUAUACAACAGAA
This is a messenger RNA of Loxodonta africana (African savanna elephant), 1576 nucleotides long. RefSeq names its product olfactory receptor 6C76-like. Gene Ontology annotation, cellular component: membrane. Gene Ontology annotation, biological process: G protein-coupled receptor signaling pathway. Bases 58 to 1023 code for a protein of 321 amino acids. The transcript has a single exon. Gene Ontology annotation, molecular function: G protein-coupled receptor activity; olfactory receptor activity. NCBI's taxonomy places the organism in Eukaryota, Metazoa, Chordata, Mammalia, Proboscidea, Elephantidae. The record is from RefSeq and is a predicted model, not a curated record.